This is a messenger RNA of Pomacea canaliculata, 5061 nucleotides long. RefSeq names its product RNA-binding protein 26-like. The record is from RefSeq and is a predicted model, not a curated record. The transcript has 21 exons. Lineage: Eukaryota; Metazoa; Mollusca; Gastropoda; Architaenioglossa; Ampullariidae. Gene Ontology annotation, molecular function: metal ion binding; RNA binding. Gene Ontology annotation, biological process: mRNA processing. Gene Ontology annotation, cellular component: nucleus. The coding region runs from base 174 to 3629 and encodes 1151 amino acids.
UUUAAUACAUCCGCCGUGUCCACGAAAUCGAAAAACCGACAUUUUCAGUUAAAUUGAGGCAUUUUUUGUGCCGCGCAGGUUAUCAGAAGUACCAUUGUAAUCAUAUGUUUAGUCUAUGAAACUCAAGGAAAAUCAGGGAUUUUGAAAAACUGAAAUUUGUGUCAGGAGUCAAGAUGUUGAUAGAGAAUGUGGACGCUUUGAAACAGUGGCUCGUGCAGAAACUGUCGCCGAUUUGUGAUGCUGAGCCAACUGCCUUAGCAAAGUAUGUCUGUGCUUUAGUGCGCAAAGACAAACCAGAGACUGAACUGAGGGACAUCUGUAAUGAUCAACUUGAUGUCUUUUUGCAACAAAAAACAAAGCCAUUUGUGGAUGACCUCUUUGAAGGCCUCAGGACCAAAGUGUAUGAAGCCCAUAUUGCUAAAUCAGCUGCCCCUAAUCUUUCCACAACAUCAACACCACUUGCCACACCUGCUGUUACCCCAUCAGUGACACCAACAAAAGUGGAACCAGUUCCAGUUAAGAAUGAGCCUUUGCCAGCAAGGGCUGACGCACUGUCGCCUAUACGAAAUGCUUCACAACCAGUCAGUGCUAGCUCUUCACAGUCCAAAGCAACAAACAGUGAUUCCAACAGCAGUGUUGGUAGGCGAGGCAAACGAAUAGAAGAUGGAUCACAGUUAUGGCUACCCCAGACAGUCAAGAUGGAACCUGCAGUUGAAAAUAAGGAUCACCGUGGUGAAAAUCGAGAUGCUAGAGAAAAUCGAGAGAGAGAAGUUGGUAGGGAGGAUCGAGAACGCCGUGACAGUGACAGGCGAGACAUGGAUCGAUAUGAGGCUGAUAAACGUGAAAAUGAUCGGCGAGAUAAUGACAGGCGUGAUCUUCGAGACAGUAGAGACAGAAGGCGUCGGUCCCGCAGCAGGAGUUCAAGCCCUCGACGUGGUCGUGAAAUGGAAGAACGAAGGCGGAGGUAUGAUGACAGAAGUCGGUACUCUCCGGAGAGACGCUAUUCUCCUGACCGAAGAUACCGCCGACGUAGUAGUAGAUCCCGCAGUCCUCGUCGAUACAGAAUCUCUCCAGACCGUGUCAGGGGAAGGUCUCGUAGCCCCAGGGAAAGGGAUUUGCGUGAAAAACUGAAUCGUCAUUCACGAUCCUGGAGUCGGCCUAGGUCAAGAAGCAGGUCACUUUCUCGUCCCCGAAUUGGUAUGGACCCAGACAGUCGAGGGUCUACACCCACACAGGAUAACGGUCAUUAUCCAGCAGUGGUCACCUCAAAUUCCUCCCUGCCAAGCAUGAUUGCAGUACCUCUUAAACCAUCAGAACCUCCACCGCCUGGGGAGGGUCCUCCAUUGCUAAUUCCUAGGCCAGGAGGGCCACCUGGUGCAGGUCAAGCUCGAAUGAGGUGCCAGAACUUUGAUGAGAAAGGUUUCUGCAUGUUGGGUGACUUGUGUCCCUAUGACCAUGGCAUGGAUCCUGUGGUGGUAGAAGACAUUGGUAUUCCUAAUGUCUUGCCCUUUCCACCUGUUCCACCAGGGCACCCCUUACCACCACCUCCAGUAUCAGUAGCAAUUAAUGUUCCACCACCACGGCUGGGUUACUUGCCCCCACGUAUGCACCUACCACCACCUGGGCCUGGAGGUGAUCCACGUAUGAUGGCUGUCAGGCCUAAUUUACCACCAAGACCCCCUCUGCCACAGGUCCCAGAUCCUGCAGAAGGCUAUAAUCCAGAGGCUCCAGCAAUGACUGGCCCUCCCCCAGCACCACAGCCAUUCUGGACAUCACCACCCCCGGGGCUAUUCCCGCCCACAACCAAGAAUACCCCACCCCCUCUACCUGUCCGUCAGCGAGACCUUGUUGCGGUACCUACUUUGUUAGAUGAAGCAGAGGAUGCAGCAAAAGAAAGGAACUCCCCUACACCCGCUGCCUCACGAAUUGUCAUUCCUGCCAAGCGCACUCAUUCAGAAAUGGAGGAUGCCACCACAAGGAUUGUGCAGCGAACCCACUUUAACCCUCGUCAUAGCUUUGGGCAUGUGGGUGGGAAAAAACCUUUUGACUUCAAUCGCCUUGGUGGUUUUAACAGGCAGCAGUUCAAGCAUGAAAACUUGACUCUAGAAGUGCGCAAAAUACCUGUUGAAUUUAACAAUAUUGCAAAACUCAAUGAGCACUUUGGCAAAUUUGGCACUCUGACUAAUAUACAGGUCAGCUAUAAUAAUGAUCCCUCUGCAGCCCUGAUUUCUUUUUCCAAAAAUGAGGAAGCAUCCCGGGCCUACUUUAGUAGUGAACCUGUCUUUAACAAUCGUUUCAUCAAGCUCUUCUGGCAUCGUCCUUCUGCAGGCGAUGCAAAAGACAUGAGUGCAAGUGGUGGUGGUGGUGGGGUGAUCAGAUUGUCAUCCUCUGAAGCAGUCACCAGCACAUCUCAAGAUGGUGGGGCACGCCUUAAUAUGUUUGGUCGCAUGGGUAUGCCUGGAGCACACAAGAUGUCUCUUAAUAACAUGGCCAAGUCAGCACAGCAUAAUAUGUCAGAAAAGAGCAUUGUGUACACCACUUCCAUGGGCAACUUAAAGAAGACCGUGUUCAAUCAACAGGUUAACAGGGCACGGUCAGCAGUCGCCCCUAUUACCAGUCCUACUGCUGUAAAGACUGCUGACUUUGUUACACGCAUUGAAGCGAUCAAAAAGAAUGAGGAACUGAAAAAAGAAGCUAUGGAGAAGAAGGCUGAACUUGAGAAACAAAAGCAAAUUCUUUUGGAAAAGCAUAUUGCGGACCAAAAGACAUUGAUUGAAAAGUUGGAAAAGGGCAAGACAACAUUAUUACCAGAAGAAAAAAGUAAUAUUAUGAAGCAGAUGUUAAAAGUUGUCUCGGAUAGCAUCGACAAGCUCAAGUUCGGCAACCAACCAACUAAGAAAGUACUUCAUCCAGGCUCUCAUAAGCUUGUGAAAACCUCAUCAACCAGCCCUAUGUCUCCAAGUCCACCAAGUUCAAAUUUGCAGCAGACCAAGAAAGAAAUACUGGACACAGAGCUAGAGCUUAUCACAAAACAGAGUUCUGGGGAGGAUACCUCGGCUCUGCGUCUGCGUCUUAUGGAGCUGACGCAACAACAGCAGUCUGAUCCUUUGUCUUUCCAGGCUGCCUCCAUGGGUUUGCUGGGAAAGGGCAGGGGCAGAGGUCGAGGGUCAUCACCAUGGAUGCGAGGCAGAGGACGUGGUAGAGGAAGAACUGGUAGCAUGACACUUGACAAUCGUCCCAAGACUUUGGAAGUUCGAGGUUUUGAUCUUGAAGAAGUGGAAGAAGUGAAAGCACAUUUUUCUUCCUUUGGUGAGAUUGUCCAAUCAAAGGUCAAAGAAGAUAUCCCUUGUGCUAUACUGACCUUCUUCACCAGGAAACAGGCAGAGCAGGCCUAUUCAAUGGGAAGCAAGUUCAAAAAGAAGGUACUGAAUCUUCACUGGCAUCUGGGAGUUGUGAGGACAGUCAGCUCUGAAAGUAUUGAGGAGCCCAACGAUGAUGAAGAGGAAGAAGAGUUUUGUCUCCAGACUCAGGUAACCAUUAGCAAAGAGGAGGAUAUAGAUGAACAGCUGCUGCUUGCUCCUGAUGAAGAAGAGGAGGAAGACCAGGAAAGCCGGUCGUGGCGUCGGUGAUAGGAAAACAAGAUCAAGAAGAAGUUUAACCAGGAGCACGAGACUCCCAGCAUGCAGCACAAGAUCUUUGCUUAGAGCAAAAUCCACUUCAUUGAGUUAAUGUAAACUGGAGAGGUUUUGAUUGUAUCCCUGUCCCUAGACUCUGCUAUCAUUUUUGCGGCUCUUACCAUAAACAAGUAUGUGUGUGUGCGCAUGUGUGAGGUUUUUUUAAUUUUCCUAAAAUUUGACUGACUGGUUUGUCAUGUGCACAUGUAAAACAAAAAGUAGCUUGAUAUAAUGUAUGAACACAUACCAGAUAAAAACAUUAGAAAGUUAUGGCAUUGCUAACAGUUGAUUUGCUUCUAGGAAAGGUUUUAAUUACUUUAAAAAAAAUUGGGGUCAUUAAACAGUUCUGGUCUGCUUUUUGUAUGCUGCUGGACACUAUGGCAGGACAAGAUUUCAUUUUACCAAGUUUAUCUUAGCAGAGGGAGCUUUAAAGUUGUUCAUAAUACUGUCCUAAGAUUCUAAGAUUAUAUAAUUUAUUUGUAUGUCUAAUUAUGAAAACUAGUUUGUAGUAUGACAUUUCUCAUGAUAGAACAUUCAUCUGGUUAAAAAGAGCAAAAGUCCUUUCUUGUGCAACAUUACUAAUCUCACGCAGGAAUCUGCAGGUGAAUGGAACAUAUAUUGUAGUUUGUGUGCACAUUUUCUCUUUGUACCAUUCACUUUGUUCAUAGGCAGCAGAGUGAUAUAGAGACCGCUAGUGUAUGAACAUGUGUAUUCAUAUGAAUGCAAGUAAUAUAGCACAACGCUGAGCAGACAAUAUGCUUGCAAUAUGAGGCGUGUUGAUUUCUAGGGUAUUUUGUGUUUGUAACAGCAAUGGUAUUUUGGUAAUAUGUGCUUCCCCACCCCUCCUCAUCUGGAAGCAGUCACAGAAGUUAAUAAGUUGUGUUGCAUUUUUAAGACAAGUAAUGUAGUAAAUAUUAAUCUACAGUGUCAAAAUAUGUUGUUUCUGGCAAAAUAUUUACUUACUGUUCACUUGAAUGCUGUUGACUAUUACUCAAAUGUCUCUCUUUUAUAGAUUUCUUUGUUACUAAUUGACAUUGAGCCAUACAAUGUAUGAGAGAACUUUUCUUGUAUAUGAGGUGUUUUAUGUCUUGUGCUUUAUUGUCAGAGAAUGCCACUUUGCUACUGCUCUGAUGUUUAAAGGAAUUGGAAAAAAAGAACAUAGAACAAAAGGGGGAAUCAAAAGAUGGAAAAAGAAAAAGACCUGAAACAAUCAUGUUGAAAAAAAAAAAAAAAUGAAAUCGUAAAAAAGGGUAUCAGAGCAGUACAAAAGUUAAUUCUGUUUGACAGUUGCCCCCCUCUGAUGAAAAAAAAAUUGUUUGAAAAAAAAAAAGCUGAAAAAGAAAAAAAUGCAAUAAAUCUAAAGAUGUGGUGAUGUGCACACCACCAA